Molecule: messenger RNA, 6665 nt
Organism: Bursaphelenchus xylophilus (pine wood nematode)
Lineage: Eukaryota; Metazoa; Nematoda; Chromadorea; Rhabditida; Aphelenchoididae
Source: the annotation of a GenBank genome assembly
AUGGACCACGAAAAUGAUCCAGGGUGGCAAUAUUUGCGCCUUUCCCGCGAAGUUAUGCUUCAGGUAUGUCAUUGCGGGUAGCUGGUCUGAGUUAUAUAUUUCGUAUUUUCCACUUGACCACCUUUAGGAACAAUCCAAGCCCUAUGACUCCAAGAAGAACUGCUGGGUCCCCGAUCCCGAGGAGGGCUACGUAGCCGCUGAGAUCAAGAGCACCGCAGGAGAUGACAUCACUGUCGUCACCAGCAAGGGUAACGAACAAACUAUGAAGAAAGAGUUGGUCCAGGAAAUGAACCCUCCUAAGUUCGAGAAGACCGAGGACAUGUCCAACUUGACCUUCUUGAACGACGCUUCUGUCUUGGGAAACUUGAGAUCCCGUUACGCUGUCUUGCUCAUCUACGUAAGUAAUCUCACUAUUUCUUGAAGUCGUCUUUCAGACCUACUCCGGUCUCUUCUGUGUCGUCAUUAACCCCUAUAAGAGACUUCCCAUCUACACCGAUUCGGUUGCUCGCAUGUUCAUGGGUAAACGUCGUAAUGAGAUGCCUCCACAUCUCUUCGCCGUCUCCGAUGAGGCCUACCGUAACAUGUUGCAAGACCACGAGAACCAGUCCAUGCUUAUUACCGGCGAAUCUGGAGCCGGAAAGACCGAGAAUACCAAGAAGGUUAUUGCCUACUUCGCUGCCGUCGGUGCCUCUCAGCAAGAGGCUGCCGAUGCCAAGGCCGGUGUUGUCACCCAGGUUGAUACCAAGCGUGUUACUCUUGAGGACCAGAUCGUCCAGACCAACCCUGUGUUGGAAGCCUUCGGUAACGCCAAGACGGUCCGAAACAACAACUCUUCCCGUUUCGGUAAAUUCAUCCGAAUUCACUUCAACAGAGCCGGCCGCGUCGCUUCUUGUGACAUUGAGCACUGUAAGUUAUCACUUAUUUUAAAAGUAAUAAAAUUUUUAACAGAUCUUCUUGAGAAGUCUCGUGUCAUCCGUCAAGCCCCAGGAGAACGUUGUUAUCACAUCUUCUACCAAAUCUUCUCCGGUUUCAAACCCGAGCUGAUCAAGACCCUUCAACUCGACAAACCAGUCAAGGACUACUGGUUCAUCGCUCAAGCCGAGUUGACCAUCGACGGUAUUGAUGAUAAGGAAGAGCAUCAACUGACUGAUGAAGCCUUCGAUGUCCUCAACUUCAGUGCUGAUGAGAAGUUGGACUGUUACAAACUGAUGUCUGGUAUCAUGCAUAUGGGUAACAUGAAGUUCAAACAGCGCCCACGUGAAGAACAAGCCGAGCCUGAUGGAACCGAUGAAGCCGAAAAGGCCGCAGCAAUGUACGGCAUUGAUACCGAAGUGUUCUUGAAGGCCCUGACCAAGCCUCGCGUCAAGGUCGGUACUGAGUGGGUAUCCAAGGGUCAGAACAUGGAACAGGUCAACUGGGGAAUUGGAGCCAUGUCCAAGGGUCUCUAUGCUCGCGUGUUCCACUGGUUGGUAGCCAAGUGCAACAUGACUCUUGACCAGAAGGGUCUAUCUCGUGAUCACUUUAUCGGUGUAUUGGAUAUCGCCGGUUUCGAGAUCUUUGAUUUCAAUAGUUUUGAACAACUGUGGAUCAACUUCGUAAACGAAAAGUUGCAACAGUUCUUCAAUCACCACAUGUUUGUCCUCGAGCAGGAAGAGUACGCCCGUGAAGGUAUCCAAUGGACCUUCAUCGAUUUCGGUCUUGACUUGCAAGCUUGUAUCGAACUUAUUGAAAAGGUAGGAUAGUCAAAGCACCAGGUUAGAUUUAAUUUUAGCCCAUGGGUAUCAUCUCCAUGUUGGAUGAAGAAUGUAUUGUACCCAAAGCCACUGAUUUGACCCUUGCUCAGAAAUUGCUUGAUCAACAUUUGGGCAAACACCCCAACUUUGAAAAGCCCAAACCACCAAAGGGUAAGCAAGGAGAUGCUCACUUUGCCAUGCGACAUUAUGCUGGAACCGUGCGUUACAACGUCACCAACUGGUUGGAGAAGAACAAGGACCCUCUCAACGACACCGUGGUCUCUGUUAUGAAGGCUUCUCAAGCCAACGCUCUCUUAUUGGAAGUCUGGAAGGACUACACCACUCAAGAAGAAGCCGCUGUUAAGGCCAAGGAAGGCGGUGGUGGCGGCGGCGGAAAGAAGAAGGGAAAGUCUGGAUCUUUCAUGACUGUCUCCAUGAUGUACAGAGAGUCUCUGAACAAGCUGAUGACCAUGUUGCACUCCACUCACCCUCACUUCAUCCGUUGUAUUAUCCCCAACGAGAAGAAGCAGUCUGGUGUGAUCGAUGCUUCUUUGGUGCUCAACCAGCUGACCUGUAACGGUGUGCUGGAAGGUAUCCGUAUUUGCCGAAAAGGUUUCCCCAACAGAACCGUCCAUGCUGACUUCCGUCAGCGUUACUCAGUCCUUGCUGCUGACGCCGCCAAGUCCUCUGAAGACCCGAAGAAGGCUGCCGAAGCCAUCCUUCAACAACUUGUCAAUGAAGGAAAACUGACUGAAGAGAACUUCCGUGUCGGUCUCACCAAGGUGUUCUUCAAGGCUGGAGUCUUGGCCGCUCUUGAAGAUCUUCGUGAUGAGAAAUUGGGACAAAUCAUGACCGGAUUCCAAGCUACCAUUCGUUGGUACCUCGGUUUGGCUGACCGUCGUCGCCGUAUGCAACAGCGCGCUGGUCUCCUCAUCCUCCAACGGAACAUCCGUUCAUGGUGUACUCUGCGUACAUGGGAAUGGUUCAAGUUGUACGGUAAAGUAAAGCCCAUGUUGAAGGCUGGAAAGGAAGCCGAAGAGAUGGAAAAACUCGGCGAAAAAAUGAAGGAAUUGGAAGACGCCUUGGCCAAGGAACAACAACUCCGCAAGGAAGCCGAAGACCAAGGAGCCAAACUUGUUGAGGAGAAGAAUCAACUCUUCACUAACUUGGAAACUACCAAGACCCAACUUUCUGAGUCUGAAGACAAGCUCUCCAAGCUCACCAGCCAGAAGGGAGACCUGGACCGUCAACUCAGCGAACUGAAUGACCGAUUGGGUGAUGAAGAAGACCGUAACGCUGACUUAUCUCGAGCCAAGAAGAAGGUCGAGAGCGAGCUCGAAAACUUGAAGAAGCAGAUCCAGGAUCUCGAACUUUCUCUGCGCAAAUCUGAAUCGGAGAAACAGUCCAAGGACCACCAGAUCCGUUCCCUUCAAGAUGAGAUGCAACAACAAGAUGAGAACAUUGCUAAGCUAAACAAGGAGAAGAAGCAUCAAGAGGAGAUCAACCGUAAGCUCCAAGAGGACCUUCAAUCCGAAGAAGACAAGACCAACCACACCAACAAACUGAAGACAAAGCUGGAACAAAACCUUGACGACCUCGAGGACACUCUCGAACGCGAAAAGCGUUCUCGUGCUGAGAUCGAAAAGCAGAAGAGAAAGGUUGAAGGAGAGCUGAAGAUUGCUCAAGAAAACAUUGACGAGGUCUCCAAGCAGAAGACCGAUGUUGAGAACAACCUUAAGAGAAAGGAGGCCGAACUUCACUCUGUCUCCUCCAAACUCGAGGAUGAACAGUCCCUGGUCGGCAAACUCCAACGCCAGAUCAAGGAACAGCAAGCCCGCAUCGGUGAGCUUGAAGAGGAGAUUGAGAGCGAACGUGGUGCCCGCUCGAAGGCUGACCGCACUAAGUCCGAACUCCAACGUGAGUUGGAAGAACUCUCCGAGCGUCUUGACGAACAAGGUGGCGCUACUGCCGCCCAAGUUGAGGUUAACAAGAAGCGUGAAGCUGAGUUAGCCAAACUUCGCCGCGAUCUCGAAGAGGCUAACCUCAACCACGAAACUCAACUAGGAUCUCUCCGUAAAAAGCACACCGACGCUGUUGCCGAAUUAAGCGACCAACUUGAACAGCUUCAAAAACAGAAGCAGAAGGCCGAGAAGGAUCGUCAACAAAUCCAACACGAGUUGGAAGAUCUCCAAAGUCAGAUAGACUCUGAAAGCUCUGGCCGUUUAAACAGCGAGAAAGUAGCCAAGCAAUUUGAACUUCAAUUGGGAGAACUUCAAGCCAAGUGCGAUGAGCAAUCUCGUUUGCUGCAAGACUUCACUUCUCUUAAGGGGCGUCUGCACAAUGAAAACGGCGACCUUAGCCGUCAAUUGGAAGAAGCCGAGUCUCAGGUCAACAACCUUUCCCGUCUGAAGUCUCAACUCACCAGCCAGCUGGAAGAGGCUCGCCGCACCGCCGACGAAGAAGCCCGCGAACGCCAGGCCGCCGCUGCAUCUGCCAAAAACUAUCAACACGAAUUGGAACAACUUCAGGAAUCCCUGGAAGACGAGAUUGAAUCUAAGAACGAGGUUCUCCGUCAGUUGAGUAAAGCCAACGCCGAAAUCCAACAAUGGAAGACCCGUUUCGAGGGAGAAGGUAUCCUCAAGGCCGACGAAUUGGAAGAUGCCAAGAAGCGUCAACAACAGAAGAUCAACGAACUUCAGGAAGCCCUUGAUGCUGCCAACUCCAAGAUUGCUAACCUUGACAAAACUCGCUCUCGUCUCUGCAACGACUUGGACGAUGCUCAGGUUGAUGUUGAACGCGCCAACUCCUUCGCCGCCCAGAUGGAAAAGAAACAGAAGGGCUUCGACAAGAUCAUCGACGAAUGGAAACACAAGGUGGACGACCUCAACGCAGAGCUUGAUGCAGCUCAACGUGACAGCCGUAAUGCCGCCACCGAACUCUUCCGUGCCAAGAACUCGCAAGAGGAACUUCAAGAAGUCGUUGAAGGUCUCCGCCGUGAGAACAAGAACCUUGCGCAGGAGAUCAAGGACCUCACUGACCAGCUUGGAGAGGGCGGACGUUCUGUCCACGAGAUGCAAAAGAUCAUCCGUCGACUCGAGAUCGAGAAAGAAGAGCUCCAACAUGCUCUCGACGAGGCUGAGGCAGCCCUUGAGGCCGAAGAAUCGAAAGUUCUCCGUGCCCAAGUCGAAGUGUCUCAAAUUCGUUCCGAAAUCGAAAAGAGAAUCCAAGAGAAAGAAGAGGAAUUCGAAAACACCAGAAAGAACCACCAACGCGCCAUGGACUCAAUGCAAGCUUCCUUGGAAAGCGAAGCCCGAGGCAAGGCUGAGUUGUUGCGCGUAAAGAAGAAGUUGGAAUCUGACAUCAAUGAACUCGAAAUUGCUCUCGAUCAUGCCAACAAGGCCAAUGCUGAUGCACAGAAGAACUUGAAACGUCAUCAAGAACAAAUCCGCGAAUUGCAGCUUCAAGUUGAAGAAGAACAACGUACCCGUGACGAUCUUCGUGAACAAUACCUCAACGCCGAAAAGAGAGCCACCAUCCUCCAAUCAGAGCGCGAAGAAAUUGCCGUUGCUUUGGAACAAGCUGAGCGUGCUCGCAAGCAGGCGGAGUAUGAAGCUCAAGAUGCUCGCGAACAGGCCAACGAGGCCAACGCCCAACUCAACUCCCUCAACGGAUUGAAACGCAAAUUGGAAGGUGAACUCCAGGCCCUUCAUGUGAGUAAUUAAUUUCUUGUAGGCGUACAGUGCGCGCGCUCUUUGGUAAAAAUAUCUGGGAUUUGUUUUAAAAAAUCCAUUUCGUGAGGCCCUUACUUUUGAAAUGCGCGCUCCCCCCUCACUGUUAGCGCUGAUCAAGACAAGGAUCAUUUAGUCAGAGUCCAUCUCGUAUUUAUUUCGGUAAUAUUACGCUAAUGAGGAGGCGGAGAGUACCUAUUAGACAUCACAGUUUCCACUAUUAUGAGGUCCACGAUGAAGAGGAGGAAGCGGAGCAGCCAAAAGUAAAUAAAAGGGGAAAGUAAUUCUACGAUUAAUGAACUAAUUUCAGGCCGAUCUCGAUGAAACACUCAACGAAUACAAGUCUGCCGAAGAACGAUCCAAGAAGGCUAUGGCUGAUGCCUCAAGGCUCGCUGAAGAACUCCGCCAAGAGCAAGAGCACUCUCUUCACAACGAACGUCUCCGCAAGGGACUUGAACAACAAGUCAAGGAGAUGCAAGUCAGACUUGACGAGGCCGAAGCCGCUGCACUCAAGGGUGGCAAGAAGGUCAUUGCCAAACUCGAACAACGUAUCCGUGAAGUAGAAUCUGAAUUGGAUGGAGAGCAACGUCGCUUCCAGGAUGCCAACAAGAAUGCCAGCAAACUGGAUCGCAGAGUUCGUGAACUCCAAUUCCAGAUCGAUGAAGACAAGAAGAACUUCGAAAGAAUGCAAGACCUCGUUGACAAACUCCAGAACAAACUCAAGACCCAGAAGAAACAGCUUGAGGAGGCUGUAAGCAAUGAUUUUUUAUCAUUCUGUCGGGAAAAUAGUGAGCGCAGUGUCGCUGCGCCAUCCACGUCGCUGAAGUGAAAAGCAGUUUGACUUUGUCGUGGCAAAAUUAAUUUUCUCGGCGGCGAUGCGACUUUGAUGCGACAUAGUGCUCACUAUUUUCCCGUCAGACUGAUAUAUCGAAUAAUAAAUGACCACAUUCAAAUAAUUAUUUUCCUAUUUCAGGAGGAAGUUGCCAACACCAACCUCCAGAAGUACCGCCAACUCCAACACCAGUUGGAAGACGCCGAAGAGCGUGCCGAUGUUGCCGAGAACUCUCUCUCCAAGAUGCGUGCCAAGAGUCGUUCGGCCGCCUCUGUUGCCCCCGGUGGUGGAAUCCAGACCUCCCAGUCUGCCGCCAUUCUCCGUCAGCCAUCUCGUUCUCGCAUUUCUUCCUCCAACCUCGCUGAUCUUUAA